Ostrea edulis (European flat oyster) is the source of this 2523-nucleotide messenger RNA. RefSeq lists its product as uncharacterized. The transcript is spliced from 10 exons. Bases 1486 to 2523 code for a protein of 345 amino acids. Lineage: Eukaryota; Metazoa; Mollusca; Bivalvia; Ostreida; Ostreidae. The record is from RefSeq and is a predicted model, not a curated record.
AAUAAGUCGGAGAGGCUACAUUAUUAGCGUUGAAAGUGACGGCAAAAUUGUUUAAAAAUAUAUUUCUUGAAUAAUAAUAAGAAGAAAUGUGGUGAGUAAAGUUAACAAAGAAUUGAAAUUGAAUUGACGGUAAAUCAUCAAAAUACUGUUGUAAUUUCACUGAAAUACAUAAGAUGCGAACAUUGAACUUAAGUUUUGGUGACAAAAUGCCAGUUAAAAAGUAAUAGUAAUGAAAACAAGUUUUACACAUAUGAUCCAGAGUAUUGAAGAAAGGUGUGAAACUGGGAUAUAUCUAUGCUGUCACAUACCACAGGAAAUUGUUAUCAUAACAGUAUAGAGGACCGUGUAUUGUACCUGUACACCAUAGCAUAGGGCCUACUUAUAAGAAACCAUAGACACCAUGUGCUACUUGUAGCUAUUGGGAUUUGUGGAUUCAGUAAUAGUUAUCCGCUCUGAUACUAGUUCUAGUACAAGCAUAGCAUACCAACAAGAAACCUAUUAUUACAUGUUAAUAUUCUUCGCUACCCUCUAAACAUGAUUUAAAUCUAUAUCACUGAUUAUAUUACGAAAAUAACGACAUUUUAAGCCUUACCUUUGAAUUUUCUUUCCAAAAUUGCUGGAAUUCUAAUGGUCACAGUCUUUUCCUUUUCAACAAACUUCAAAUUCUCUUCCAAAAAUUUGCUGAUUCUUACAGUCACAAUCUAUUCCCUUCUGCCUCUAUACAAAUACUGUUGUCGCUGUUCUUUGAACUGUUCCCGUGGUAGCGACUAUGUCUGUAACCGCUACGUUGUGUAUUAUACACAAUCAUGGGCACACAGGCGGGAAGCACCUCAGAUCUUUUCUGUAGAUCUGGGUACUUUUCGUAAACAAGUCUGUGUAUAAUACUUUUCGGACAUUUUCAAAGAUCAGAAGAUUCGAAAGAGCCAAUCUCAGCGCAGGAUAUGAAAGACAAAUGAGUAAGUGAUGUUUGAAUAAAGGCACCGUAUUCAUAUAUCUUUAUGUAUUUGCCUCAACUGAUUUCUCCUCUCGGUACUUCAAGGAAGUCUAAAAAGUAUCCAAUAUAAAGUAGAUCCAUUGCUGUUAUAUGAUAUCAUGGCACCAACUAUGGUUUCAAACUCAUCUUUCAAUUUAAUGACUGCACUUUUCUUAAAAUAUCGGACAGUCAAGGUCAACAUAAAACAAAUCAUACAUUUUCGCAAAACCGAAUAAUAAAAAAGAUUAAAACUUUUUGAUAUAACAAUUUCCAUGUCAACAGUUUAGAAAAACUUCUAAUUUAUAAAUGUGUAUAAAUUAAUUGUAGAUUUUAGGGAAAGGAUGGUAUAAUAGUCAUACAGUUUCUGUAAGGAAAAUAUAAUACUUUUCACUAUCAAUAGUGUGUUUAUUAUUUUUUUUAAGUGAAUAAAAUUUUCUGAAAGAUACAUUUCUAUCAUGCGCAAAGUUUAAUUGGAUGAAAAAAUUUUAUUUUGCAAAAACCCAUGACAUCACAUGAGGAUCGAUCUACAUGAUAGCACAUGCUCAAGCGAAACAAAGCGUUGCUUAACCAUGGCCGGUUGGACUUUGAGUUUGAAGAGGGGAAAUGUUGUCUUCCAGACAUCAAGUGGCAAUUCUUCAACAGUCAGAGAAGUAGUCUGUGGUAAAGAGGAUGAAAACUUAAAGAUUACUAUGAUUCACACAGAUUAUGAAGAAAUGGUAGUCCAUGUUUCAGCAUUAGCUUUCUAUGCCACAGACAACAUGUUCAAGUCAUUGCACGGCCUUAAUAAUGUGGAUUUUGCCAAGGAAUUUGCCAACAUAGCACAACUCAACGGACUUAAACUCAGUAGAACAUCAGUUUCAGAUGCCACACCCACUCGUGUUAAGUCCAAUUUCACGCAUGCCGUCAGUUUCCGAGAGGAAGUGCAGAUACUGAGAAACUUGCACCCAGAGAAGGAUGUGCUGAAAGAAGAUGAGAUGCUGAAUACCGCCCACAAGAUGUGGAGGAGGAAUUCUGAGGAGCAUUUCGAAAUGAAAGCGGGAUCCAUCGGUGGCCUUAUGAAAGAAGCGAUUAGUGUGGCCUGCCUUAGCCAAAGGUGUUUCAGGAAGGCUGAGAAUAUUAUGACGGAAUAUCAGCAAUGGCGAUUAAGGAGGCAGAGUAAUAACAAAGUGAACAGGAUGCUCUUUGUGCAGCUUCCUGGGUUAAGAAAAGAAUCAGAGAUCUUUGACCUACUCUGCCAGUUUGAAGAGAGGGUCUUAACCAAGAAGGAAUUCAACGAAAAACUGAAGGAGGCAAAGAGUAAACCCGAGAAGGAUAUUACCUCUAGAAAAAGACUUGGACCUGAGUUCCACGUGAGAGAACUGAAAGAGAGAAAUGCAGCAUUGGAAGAGAGGAACAUUGCUCUUCGUCGGAGAAUUCUUCAGUUGGAGAAGAAAGUGGAAACUGCUUCAAGUUCAAACAAAAGGAAAAAACAGGACAUCUAUGUAAGAAUAUACAUAUGCUUAUUAGUCAAUCAUGUUUCUCCUUUCUUUUCCAAUCAUUUUUGCCAUUAA